Molecule: messenger RNA, 2148 nt
Organism: Leptomonas pyrrhocoris
Lineage: Eukaryota; Euglenozoa; Kinetoplastea; Trypanosomatida; Trypanosomatidae
Exons: 1
Coding region: 481-2148 (555 amino acids)
Source: RefSeq, a predicted model, not a curated record
GAAAGAGCCCUUUCUUUUCUCCGGAGCUCCUUCCGAACACACGACGCACGCGCGGAGGUACGUAGCGCAAAUCUCGUCGGUUUUCUGCAUCGUGCUUACUCCCUUUCCAGUCCGGUGCACGGCCGACUCUCUGCACACCUCCAGCACGCAACCAUAAAGCACAUUAUUUGUUCCCCUCAUACAUAGACUCUGCAAAACUACGCUGAACUAUUUUUAAUACAACGAUACAUAGGGUGGACGCUUCGACUCCGCUCUUCUCUUUCUUGCACGCACACUUCUUACUUUUACACAUAGACAGCUCUCUACAACUGCGGCUCUUUCCUUUUGUUGAGGCAUAGAAAAACGGCUGUACAGAUUUUCACACUGCCGGAAGCGUCCCGUCGCCUCUUGGGGGAUUUAGCGGUCGUUUCUUGAUAUAUCUGGUUUGUUUGUUCUUCUAGAUCUCCUCCAUUUUUUUUUCGUUUUCUUUCUUAUUGUGUAAUGGCGUCCUACGCGGAGUUGCUGCAAACAUGUUCGGAGUUUCAGGAGAACUUUGCCGCCCUCACGGGCAAGUACAACGCACUCGCGCUCGAGACGAAGAACACCAAGGCCGUGUGUGAGCUUCGGCAGCAGCAGCUGACGGAGGCAGCAGAACGGGAAGCGAAACAGCAUCAACAUUUGACAGCGUUGAAGAGAGAGCUCGAAGAAGCAGAUGGAUUUCGCGACAGGUACCGCGCGGCGUCGGCCACCGUCGAGCAUCUCAAAGCCCAGGUAGCCGCUGCUCGCCAAGGCACUGCCGAUGCGCUUUUGGAACACAGCCAGGAAGUGGAGCAGCUGAAGCAGCAGCUGGAGGACAUGAUGAAGCGGGUGGAGACGGCUGCCGACGGGCAGCGGCUGCGCGAGUCGCAGAGGCAGGUCGUAGAGCUGGAGGCGCGCGCCGCCACCGUCAACGCGCAGCUGCUUGAAGAGCGAGAGCGGCACAGCCAGCAGCUGCUGACAGCGCACAACGCGUUACGCGAGCAGCAAAGUCGCAACUUAGAGCUGGAGCAGCGCUAUCGUGCAAUGGAGGCGGAGGUGGCAGAGAUGCGCGCGGCGGUGCGGCGGUCAACCGAACUGCAGAACGAAGCAGCGCUUCUCAAAGAGCGCUACGCGACGGCGGCGUCAGUGGCGCAGCACCAAGUAGAGGAACUCCGCACAGAUGUCGAGGACACCCGCCGCCGACUUGCGCAGCUCAAACAAGACCACCAAGCGCAGUUAGACCAAAGAGAACUGGAGGUUGUCGAGGAGCGCCACAUACUGAGCGAGCGCGUCGCCGCCCUCACGAGCGACGUCGCCGCUGCACAAAGCAGCCUCGCCGAGGAGAAGGCGCGCGCACGCAAGCUGCAGUCCAGCGGGGAGCAGCAGGUGCAGCGCGUGCGGGAGUCGACGCUGACGGAGAUGAGCGCGCUCCGUCGUGCGCAGACGAUUCUCAAGGAGGAGAACACGCGUCUGCGCUGGCACGUGGAGAAGGGCAACAACGACCUGCGCGAAAAGGAUCAAUUUCUCGCGGCAGCGCAGGAGCGCUACGACGCACUCGCCGCAAGGGUGAAAGAGUUGCAGCGACAGUUGGACGUGGCGGCGCAGCAGGAAGCGUGGCUCACUGUAGAGAAGGGCUCCGUGACGGACCAGCUCACCGCGGCGCGGCAGCAAAUCGACGAUCUCACAAAGGCGCUCGUCCACCACGACGAAGUCACCUUGCAGGUGCAGCAGCUGACGGUGCGACUGGACAACGCGACCGAGGACGCCCUGUGCAGCCGCCGGGCCGUGCUGCAGUGCGAGUCGAAAUUGCACGACAUGGAGGAGGCGGCGGCGCGGCAGGUGCGCGUCCUCCGCAAGGAAUUGAAGGCGUACAAGAAGCAGUGUACCAGCGAAGCCGCGCGCGCUGACAGUCUGCGUCGCAAGCUGAUGACGGCGCUGGUAGAGAAGGAAGCGGAAGUCUAUCAAGCAUCACGCGCGAGUGCUGGGCGGUGCAUUACGUUGCCGGGCGCGGGCGAGCCGCCGGUGACGGUGCCAGCCCCUACGAGCAGCAGCUCUCCGUACGGAGGUGGCUACGACGUAAUCGGCAUGUUGCGCAGUCAAACGGAGCAGACGGAGGCCUUGCAUGCCCGUCUUGUCCAGCUGGCGCGCUGA